AUGGCGCUUGUUAGGGCCAUCUUUAGUUGGUCUCUAUGGGCCACCACUUUAAGGAUGAUGGCCACCGCCCCUUCGACUAGGCCCUCUCGUCUUCACAGUCCCAAUGGGAGGCCCGUUUUGUGCAUCACUUGGCGAUGUGGGAAAAGUAGGCGGCCCAACAACUUGUGGAUGAAAAAUGGACUUCAAAAGGAAAAUAAAAAUGCAGCCAUGGGCCCAUGGGACGUGUUAGGGCCAUCUUUUGUUGGUCUCUAUGGGCCACCAAUUUUAUGGAUGGCCAACGGCCCUUCCCGAAGGCCCUCUCGUCUUCACAGUCUCAAUGGGAGGCCCGUUUUCUGCGUCACUUGCCGCUGUGGGAAAAGGCUUAGCGGAAGCCGCGUUGUACCUUUGUACAACGAUAAGGCUAAUGUGCUCGGAAUUGUGAAAGUUAAGGUCCCGAUUGCCUUGAGCCUGGUGGUUAAUUCGUGCGGGAAGAAAGUGCCACAAGGAAUUGAUCAAAGUGGGUCAAAAGGAAAUAAAAAUGCAGCCAUGGAACGUGUUAGGGCCAUUUUUUGUUGGUCUCUAUGGGCCACCACUUUAGUGGCCAUGGCCCCUAGGUGA
Messenger RNA from Striga asiatica, 597 nucleotides. The record is from the annotation of a GenBank genome assembly. NCBI's taxonomy places the organism in Eukaryota, Viridiplantae, Streptophyta, Magnoliopsida, Lamiales, Orobanchaceae.